ACUUCAUCAAGUUUGAGAUGAGGAGAAGAGGCGCACUUUGGAGGUGAGGUUCACUCUACACGGUUCUCACCAGGGCUAUAUCAGACAUGACCCUGACCAGAGGACAACAGAGAUAUCUCUGAACUUCUCACUCAUUUGAUCCCACUAUCAGCGCUGAUACAAUGUCUUCUGCUGCGGCUGCUUCGUCUCCCAAUAGGAGAGCCACGAAUCAGAAGAAGAAGCCGGGUCCCACCGUGGCAGACCGGAUCCUGAAGGCCUUGGCCGCGUCCACAGAGCGCGGUGGCAUGUCCCUGGCUGCCAUCAAAAAGGUUUUGACGGCUGGAGGAUACGACGUGGUGAAGAACAAAGCCAGAAUCCGCUUGGCCCUCAGGCGAUUGGUGGCCAGCAAACGUGUGGUCCAAAUCAAGGGCAAAUACAAGCUGAACAAGAAAUCCCCCACACCUCCGAAGAAGAAGUUGGUGAAGAAGAAGAAAUCAAAGGUGAAAAAGGCCGAAACCAAGAAGUCAGCUCAGUCGCCUAAAAGGAAGAGGAGUCCUAGGAAGAGUUCUAGCAAACCAAAGAAGUCCAAAGCUGCCAAGAAGCCUCUCAAGAGUCCCGACACCUGCAAGGGACGCAGGCUCACCAAGAACAGGGCUGCUGCCAAGAAGUGAACGCGCUCUAAUGAACACUAAAUGCGAACGAGCGCCUUUUUGGAGGCGUUUAACGCACGCUUGGACCAAAACACUGCAUCUAUUACAAGAACUUGAGCUUGCUUUAUAUUUCAUAGUUUUUCUAUAAUGGAAAAUACUGAACUUGCUGUUUUGACUCUUCUUUCUCUGGCACCAUCUGCUGUGGUUUCUAAAGAACUGAACUACAAUUGUAGAAAAUAAUAAACAUAUUUUAAUGUA
Molecule: messenger RNA, 887 nt
Organism: Centropristis striata (black sea bass)
Lineage: Eukaryota; Metazoa; Chordata; Actinopteri; Perciformes; Serranidae
Product: protamine-like protein
Exons: 1
Coding region: 162-650 (162 amino acids)
Biological process (GO): chromosome condensation; nucleosome assembly; negative regulation of DNA recombination
Cellular component (GO): nucleosome; nucleus
Molecular function (GO): nucleosomal DNA binding; structural constituent of chromatin; double-stranded DNA binding
Source: RefSeq, a predicted model, not a curated record